Molecule: messenger RNA, 477 nt
Organism: Aspergillus oryzae RIB40
Lineage: Eukaryota; Fungi; Ascomycota; Eurotiomycetes; Eurotiales; Aspergillaceae
Exons: 2
Coding region: 1-477 (158 amino acids)
Source: RefSeq, a predicted model, not a curated record
AUGGACUCGUCGAACUUUGCACCGCCUUGUCGUCAGUUAACUCCACCCUUCCAUCAGAUCCCGGCAUCCUGUUCGACUGUGGACGUCCGGGUGAUAGAUACUAAUACAUACCUUUACCUGAAGCCCGGGGCCUUCUACGAGCCAGCCAUCCCUAGUGACGGACCGCGCGUGCCCUCCUACUGCUUCCUCCUCUCGCAUGGCGAUCGCCACCUUGUUUUUGACUUGGGUGUGCGAAUCGACUGGCAGAAUUAUGCGCCCCAGAUCGUGCGGCUCCUCACAGCCACCACGGAGAUUACCUCAUGCGACAGGGACGUCGCAUCAGUGCUCGACAGCGACACCAGUGGGUUGACAAUCGCAGUUCUGACAUUGAGGCCAUCGUGUGGUCUCACAACCAUUUCGACCACACCGGCGACCCGUCCCGUCCCGAUGGCACUGUCCUGGACAGUGACGCCGUGGGUCGCGAGAUUCGUGAAAUAA